Messenger RNA from Protobothrops mucrosquamatus (brown spotted pit viper), 3501 nucleotides. It is a transcript of the gene DTNA, whose product is annotated as dystrobrevin alpha. NCBI's taxonomy places the organism in Eukaryota, Metazoa, Chordata, Lepidosauria, Squamata, Viperidae. The transcript is spliced from 19 exons. Bases 1 to 2058 code for a protein of 685 amino acids. Gene Ontology annotation, biological process: synaptic signaling. Gene Ontology annotation, cellular component: synapse; plasma membrane. Gene Ontology annotation, molecular function: zinc ion binding. The record is from RefSeq and is a predicted model, not a curated record.
AUGAUUGAAGAUUGUGGGAAAAGAGGCGCUACCAUGGCAGAAAGGAGGCAGCUGUUUGCAGAAAUGCGGGCUCAAGAUCUGGAUCGUAUCCGUUUGUCCACUUACCGAACAGCAUGUAAGCUUAGAUUUGUGCAGAAAAAAUGCAACUUGCAUCUGGUUGACAUUUGGAAUGUUAUAGAAGCAUUGCGGGAAAACUCUUUGAACAACCUGGACCCAACUAUAGAGCUGAAUGUGGCUCGACUAGAAGCUGUGCUUUCCACUAUUUUUUACCAACUCAACAAACGUAUGCCAACAACCCACCAGAUUAUCGUUGAACAAUCUAUCGGUUUAUUGCUCAACUUUUUGCUGGCAGCUUUUGAUCCAGAAGGACAUGGAAAAAUAUCUGUGUUUGCUGUCAAAAUGGCCUUGGCAACACUUUGUGGAGGAAAGAUUAUGGAUAAAUUAAGAUAUAUAUUCUCAAUGAUUUCAGACACUGGUGGGAUAAUGGUGUAUGGAAAAUAUGACAUGUUUUUGCGAGAAGUUCUUAAACUGCCCACUGCAGUCUUUGAAGGUCCUUCUUUUGGUUAUACAGAACAAUCUGCAAAGUCUUGUUUUUCUCAACAGAAAAAAGUUACACUGAAUGCUUUUUUGGAUACUCUUAUGUCUGAUCCUCCACCACAAUGUCUUGUCUGGUUGCCACUUCUACACCGACUGGCAAAUGUUGAGAAUGUCUUCCACCCUGUUGAGUGUUCCUAUUGCCAUAGUGAGAGCAUGAUGGGAUUUCGCUACCGAUGCCAGCAGUGUCACAAUUACCAGCUCUGUCAAGAUUGCUUCUGGAGGGGACAUGCCAGUGGUUCCCAUAGCAACCAACACCAAAUGAAAGAAUACACGUCAUGGAAAUCACCUGCUAAGAAGUUAACUAAUGCACUUAGCAAGUCUUUAAGCUGUGCUUCCAGCCGUGAACCCUUGCAUCCAAUGUUCCCUGAUCAGCCUGAAAAACCUCUAAACUUGGCACAUAUAGUGCCUCCUAGACCAGUAACCAGCAUGAAUGACACACUAUUCUCCCACUCUGUUCCCUCAGGAAGCCCUUUCACAAACAGAAGUUUACUUGACAGCCCGAACCGUCUUGAUGAAGAACAUAGACUGAUUGCCCGGUAUGCAGCAAGACUGGCAGCAGAGACUACUUCAUCACAGCCACAACAGCAACCACAACAAAGAGGUGCUCCAGAUAUUUCAUUCUCUAUUGAUGCAAAUAAGCAACAACGACAGCUUAUUGCAGAACUUGAAAAUAAGAACAGAGAAAUCUUACAAGAGAUUCACAGACUACGGCUUGAACAUGAGCAGGCAUCUCAGACCACCCCAGAGAAGGCAGCACAAAACCCUACGCUCCUGGCAGAACUUCGCCUCCUGAGACAGAGGAAAGACGAGUUGGAACAGAGGAUGUCAGCUCUUCAGGAAAGCCGAAGAGAACUCAUGGUUCAGUUAGAAGGCCUCAUGAAACUACUCAAGACCCAAGGGGCAGGCUCUCCUCGCUCAUCUCCCAGCCACACGAUCAGUCGGCCAAUUCCAAUGCCUAUCAGAUCUGCAUCUGCCAGCUCAACUCCAGCCCACACACCACAAGAUUCUCUGACAGGGGUGGGAGGAGAUGUGCAAGAAGCUUUUGCGCAAGGUACAAGAAGAAAUUUAAGAAAUGACUUGUUGGUAGCUGCUGAUUCAAUCACCAAUACCAUGUCUUCUCUGGUGAAAGAGUUAAACUCAGAAGUUGGAAGUGAGACAGAAAGUAAUGUGGAUUCAGAGUUUGGUCGGACUCAUUUUGAUGAUCUUGUUCCAUCACCAACUUCUGAAAAGGCUUUCCUGGCACAAAUCCAUGCCCGGAAGCCAGGAUAUCUUCACAAUGUAGCUGCUACUGGAACCAUUCGCAGUGACCUGGUUACAGAGGAUGGAGAUGCUUAUGUUAGAGCUGAUGAUGAGAACUACGAAAAUGAUUCUGUCCGCCAACUAGAGAAUGAACUCAAGAUGGAGGAAUAUUUGAAGCAGAAACUGCAAGAUGAAGCUUAUCAGGUCAGCUUACAAGGAUGAGUAACCAUCCUUGUAUCACUCUCCUCUCAAGAAAGCUGCAGUCAAAUGGAUAAUGAAAGUGAUGUAAAAACUGAAGAGGGGAAGGAGAAGAAGGAAGAGGAGGAAGAGGAGGAAGACAACACUCAGACUAAUGACAAAGAUAGCCUAGCUGCCAGCUUCAACGAAGAAGUGAAAAAUCAAGUGCAGCCUCACUAACCAACUAGGUCUCCAGACUGUAGCACAAUUAUUUUGUUUGCCAAGUUCUAGUUUGUAGGUGUUUUAUUUUUGAAGAUUAAAAAACCAUGAUUUUUAUUUAAAGCUAAAUUAUAUCAGCUGCAUCAUAUGUAACAUGGCUUAUUAUUGAUGAAGAACACUGGAUAUACUAACAAAAUACAAACCCUUUGCACAUACUUUUAAACCUGUUCAGUUUACAAUGACAGUACUGUUUAUAUUAGGAGUUUGAUUUCCAAAUAAUUUGAGGUUUUAGAACAUUUUCAUACACACUGUAUAUUGUUUUUCCAUGGAGGGAAUUUUAAAAGUAUAAUGAUGCAUUUAUCAUUGAAUAAAUAUACUCCUGUGUGUACAUAUUUAUAGCCCAAAAAUGAACUAUAGUUGCAAUACUAAACCCAAACAUACUUGCAGAAUUCUUACAGAUACUACUAGGAAUUGCACACAUGUUGAUAUUACAAUAUUGCAUCUUUGGAUAGCAAUUUGUUUUUAAUAUUACUGCAAAAUAAAUACAUGAAAAUUUAAAAACAAACUUGUACAAAAUGCACUAAGAAGUAUCUCUAUGACUUAGGGCUACUACAUAGCUUAACGAAUGUUUUCUUUCAAAAUAUAAUCUAACAAAUCAGCCAUAGAAGUUAGUGUAAAUAUUUUCUUUCCAAAUAGAAAUCAUAUACAAAAGACAACAUUCAAAUUAUAUAGAAUCUAGUUUUUAAAAUCAGUACAGAUCUUCUUAAAACUGUGAACUAUGUUUUGAAAUACUCGUUACUAAAGCUGUUUAUAAACCACAGGUGCCAUAAAAUCCCUAAACUAAUUGUAUAAUCUUCAUUGUAUUAUUUUGUUGCAGUUUUAGAACUUUCUUUCACAUUAUCUCCAUCUUUCAUAUCUUGUUGGUUGAGGCCUUCAGCUUUAAAUGUACAGGCUUUAAAAGAUUGCUUGCAAUUACUUUCUUCUCUUAUUUUUGAAUGUGCAUUGCCUUAGUCAACCAUCAGUUGUUUUGUGUGCGUUCUUGGAAAUGGGCCAGGGGUAUUUGCAGGGUAUUGUCAAAAAAUCAAGAUGGCUGCCAUGCACAUCUUGCAAUGUACAUAAACAGGCAGAACGUUUAUCACAUUAUCAUGGCUGCCAUUUUGCCUUUUUUUAAUCUUACCCUCUGGACACUCCUGGAAUGAGUAGAGAGACUUUCUUCAGGGGCCAAAUGGGGUAAACUGCUAAAUAUGAAAAGCACAUGGCGGGGGGGAU